AUGGUGGGUGGCAAAGGGCGCGCCUUGAUCGUCCUCACUCCCCAAGAGAAAGCCACGUGCCCCGGGGCCUCGGUGGAAGCUCUUCUCAACAGCACCCUCACCACCCGCCUCCUCCCCGCCCUCUACUCCCUGGUCCUGCUGGUGGGUCUGCCUGCCAACGCCCUGGCCUGCUGGGUUCUGCUCAUCAACUUCAGGAGAUGCUCCAGCACCCUCUUCCUGCUCAACCUGGCCUGUGCCGACCUCCUUUUUGUCCUCCUGCUGCCCUUCAAGAUCGCCUACCACCUGCUGGGCAACCACUGGCCCUUUGGGGACUACCUGUGCCGCGCCACGGUGGCCUUCUUCUACGGGAACAUGUACAGCUCCAUCCUCUUCCUCACCUGCAUCGGCCUGGAGCGCUACGUCUCCCUGGUGCACCCGUUCCUGUGGAAAGGCUCCAGUUGCACCUGGGGCAAGGUGGGCAUCUGUGUCUGCAUCUGGCUGGUGGUGGGGCUGGGCAUGAGCCCUCUGCUGUUUCACCCCCAGACCAAGUCCAUCUCGAGCCUGAACAUAACGACGUGCCAUGAUGUUCUAGAGAAGAAAGUGCACGUGUCCCUCACGUACUAUUUCCUCCUUCUGGUGGGGCUGGGCUUUGGUUUGCCCUUCGUGCUCGUGACCACCUCGUACAGCUGCAUCCUGGGGAGGCUGCUGGCCAAGGGGAAACACUACGGGCGGGUGGUGCGCGUCCUGGUCCUGGUCCUCCUGGUCUUCAUCCUCUGCUUCACCCCCAGCAACGUGCUGCUUUUCCUCCACUACCUGAUGGGGGCCACAGGGUGCAACAACAUCACCUACAUGUGGUACCUCCUGGCCCUGCCACUCGGUGCCUUCAACAACUGCUUCGAUCCCUUCGUCUACUUCUACGCCUCCCGGGAUUUCCGGGGCUGGGUCCGGGAUGCAGGCGGGUGCUGCCCAGGGGGGGUUAAGACCUCAUCAGGGAGGAUCUCAGAGAAGGCAGCCUUGCCCUUGAGGUCCAGUGAGGACAGCCACCUGUAG
Molecule: messenger RNA, 1029 nt
Organism: Chaetura pelagica (chimney swift)
Lineage: Eukaryota; Metazoa; Chordata; Aves; Apodiformes; Apodidae
Product: proteinase-activated receptor 3-like
Exons: 2
Coding region: 1-1029 (342 amino acids)
Biological process (GO): positive regulation of Rho protein signal transduction; blood coagulation; thrombin-activated receptor signaling pathway
Cellular component (GO): membrane
Molecular function (GO): thrombin-activated receptor activity
Source: RefSeq, a predicted model, not a curated record